Paramuricea clavata is the source of this 903-nucleotide messenger RNA. Lineage: Eukaryota; Metazoa; Cnidaria; Anthozoa; Malacalcyonacea; Plexauridae. The record is from the annotation of a GenBank genome assembly.
AUUGUAGAAAUGGCUUGGCUGAGAGAUUGCAAAAAUUAAUUAUGCAAGAAAAUUGUAGUAGAUCUUUCUGGCUUCACAAAACACAACAGAAGAAUCGAGAAAAUGAUGAUGGUAAUAAUCUUUAGUAUUGUUCAUUUUCCUCAUCAAUGUAUGAAUGCUUUCAAAUGUCCUAACAGCACAAGGUUGGAUGUGCCAGCGCUCUGACUACUCCGCGGCGGCGAUGACCAAGUUACUGGAAUGUCUUGUUUAUAUGUUAAACGCUUCUAUGACGUCAUAAUUUUAAAACAGGAGAAAUGGUGUUUUACAAUAUCAUUCGGCUCUGACACAGCUAGGAUUUGUAUUCUCAAUUAAGCAAUUCUUAAGUAAAUUUAAAGGACUUCGUUGUUUUGGAGGCCCCUUUUGAUUUGGUACUUGGCUGAAGAAAGAACACGUAAGUACGCGAUUUGUUUCCUCCUGACAAUGAAUAACUUUGUAAUUCAUGUAUAUUCCAGACUCUUCUUCUGCUGAAGGUACAUUGACGGUGCGAGUGAUAUCAGAGAACCUGGAUCAUGGUGUCUACAUCCUCACAUGUCACGUGUUGUCACAAGACAUGGAACCUUUCUUGCCGAAACACGUGACUGUUUUAUUGGAGAGUGAUAGAAGAAAACAUUUUGAUAUGAACAUCACAUCAACCUGCCUCAGGAUUUACUCUCCAUGGUAAAAACUUGAGUUCCCAGGAAACAGAUGGUGGUCAACUCAUUGCAUUUUUUAAGAAUUCUUCAGUGGUGGGGCAAAACUGCCAAAGGGCUCAUUUUCCUUGACCACACCCCCCAGGAUAGUAUGUGAUCGCCGAAGGUGUGAGCCGAGUACCACAAGCACAAGUUAGUUAUGGGAGCAUGCCCCCAGGAAAUUUGUAAAAUUCGG